AUGGACAAAUGAUAAUAUUGGUUUCGCGCGAAAUGUGUCAUGACCAGUUUCUUUUCUUGUGAACUGUGAUUUUCUCGUGAACCGUGAUCUGCUAAACAGCCGUGAUACGUGAUUCCUUUUAAUAAGCGUGCAUCACCGCUUUCGUCAGUGGCUGUCAACCACUACUGCGUGAAGAUCAUGAACCAGAUAAAAAUGUGACCCUCUUGGAUGUGAAACUUGGAGGAAAGGAACAGAAGGUGUCAGUGAGUGUUUAUUACCGACAUUAACGUUACAAAAAAGUUGGAAAAUUAUUGUGUUCCCGUCUUAAGUUGAAUUAGCUGAGCAGUAGUUUAAAAAUUUCCUUAGCAGAGCUGUACUAGUAUAUCUUUUAGUAUUGAAAAUAAAAUGUCGUUUCUAUUUGACUCCCCAGUCUUUUCUGCUGGUAUAGUAAGCAAAAAUGUUUUUCACGUACGCGCUGCAGACCUUUGACCUCCUUUGCUUUGUCAUACACGAAGCAUCUACUUCCAAAAAAAGAACAACAUGGCGGCAAUUGUGAAGUCGCCGAAUGACCCCAGAGAUUACAGGGUCAUACAUUUAGAAAAUGGUUUAACAGCACUGCUAGUAUCAGAUACACAAUCAGUCACUCAUCGCAAACACCAUGACAGUGAUAUGUCAACAACAGAUGAUGAAGAUGGGUGUAGUGAAGACCUUGAUGACGAGAGUGAUGUUGAUGACGACGACGACGAUGAUAACAGUGAUGAUGGUGAUGAUGACAUUGAUGGAGUAAUUGGCGAAGAUCCUGAUAGGGACCAAGAAAAUGAUUGUGAGAGAUUGAGAAAAGCAAAAGAUACAAAACUAUCUGCUGCAGCCCUUUGCAUUGGCAUUGGUAGCUUUUCUGAUCCAGACCAUGUUCCAGGAUUAGCUCACUUCUUAGAACAUAUGGUUUUUAUGGGCAGUGAAAAAUAUCCUGAUGAGAAUGCCUUUGAUGCUUUUAUCAAGAAACAUGGAGGAUCAGAUAAUGCUUCAACUGAUUGUGAAAGGACCACCUUCGUCUUUGAUGUCAGACGGAAGUACUUCAGGGAAACUUUAGACAGGUUUGCACAGUUCUUCAUUUCUCCUCUUCUUAAAGAAGACAGUGUCGACAGAGAAAUACAGGCAGUGGAAAGUGAAUUUAGAAUGAGUUAUCAGAGUGACUCUGUCAGGAAAAUGCAGCUCCUUGCUUUGCUGACUGAAAAAGGUCAUCCAUUUGGAAAAUUUCUGUGGGGAAAUGAAGAAACACUACAGAAAAUUCCUAAGGAAAAGAAUAUCGAUGUGAAUAAAUCUUUACGAGAUUUUCAGAAGAGAAUGUAUUCUGCACAGUACAUGACACUAGCUGUGAUUUCAGGAGAGUCUCUUGAUAAUUUGGAAAAGAUGGUCCGAGAAUCAUUUUCUAAAAUAUCCAAUAACUCACAACCAAAGCCAAAUUUUCAAGACUACACAAAUAUGGAGUUGUCAUUCAGUAAUAAUUUACUUAACUUUUUCUAUUUUAGGGUCAUACAUUUAGAAAAUGGUUUAACAGCACUGCUAGUAUCAGAUACACAAUCAGUCACUCAUCGCAAACACCAUGACAGUGAUAUGUCAACAACAGAUGAUGAAGAUGGGUGUAGUGAAGACCUUGAUGACGAGAGUGAUGUUGAUGACGACGACGACGAUGAUAACAGUGAUGAUGGUGAUGAUGACAUUGAUGGAGUAAUUGGCGAAGAUCCUGAUAGGGACCAAGAAAAUGAUUGUGAGAGAUUGAGAAAAGCAAAAGAUACAAAACUAUCUGCUGCAGCCCUUUGCAUUGGCAUUGGUAGCUUUUCUGAUCCAGACCAUGUUCCAGGAUUAGCUCACUUCUUAGAACAUAUGGUUUUUAUGGGCAGUGAAAAAUAUCCUGAUGAGAAUGCCUUUGAUGCUUUUAUCAAGAAACAUGGAGGAUCAGAUAAUGCUUCAACUGAUUGUGAAAGGACCACCUUCGUCUUUGAUGUCAGACGGAAGUACUUCAGGGAAACUUUAGACAGGUUUGCACAGUUCUUCAUUUCUCCUCUUCUUAAAGAAGACAGUGUCGACAGAGAAAUACAGGCAGUGGAAAGUGAAUUUAGAAUGAGUUAUCAGAGUGACUCUGUCAGGAAAAUGCAGCUCCUUGCUUUGCUGACUGAAAAAGGUCAUCCAUUUGGAAAAUUUCUGUGGGGAAAUGAAGAAACACUACAGAAAAUUCCUAAGGAAAAGAAUAUCGAUGUGAAUAAAUCUUUACGAGAUUUUCAGAAGAGAAUGUAUUCUGCACAGUACAUGACACUAGCUGUGAUUUCAGGAGAGUCUCUUGAUAAUUUGGAAAAGAUGGUCCGAGAAUCAUUUUCUAAAAUAUCCAAUAACUCACAACCAAAGCCAAAUUUUCAAGACUACACAAUCCCUUUUGAUAAAUCAAAAUUUCAUAAAGUAUAUAAAGGUAAGGUGAGGUUUAAUUGCUAUAACAUAANCAAAAAUGAUACCCUAUUUAAGGAUCAAGAAGGUCAAAAAUCCUACCCUAUCCCGCGCGCUUGUACAUGUAUCAUUAUCAAAUUUUCUUUUUCUCAGUCUGCUGCAGCCCUUUGCAUUGGCAUUGGUAGCUUUUCUGAUCCAGACCAUGUUCCAGGAUUAGCUCACUUCUUAGAACAUAUGGUUUUUAUGGGCAGUGAAAAAUAUCCUGAUGAGAAUGCCUUUGAUGCUUUUAUCAAGAAACAUGGAGGAUCAGAUAAUGCUUCAACUGAUUGUGAAAGGACCACCUUCGUCUUUGAUGUCAGACGGAAGUACUUCAGGGAAACUUUAGACAGGUUUGCACAGUUCUUCAUUUCUCCUCUUCUUAAAGAAGACAGUGUCGACAGAGAAAUACAGGCAGUGGAAAGUGAAUUUAGAAUGAGUUAUCAGAGUGACUCUGUCAGGAAAAUGCAGCUCCUUGCUUUGCUGACUGAAAAAGGUCAUCCAUUUGGAAAAUUUCUGUGGGGAAAUGAAGAAACACUACAGAAAAUUCCUAAGGAAAAGAAUAUCGAUGUGAAUAAAUCUUUACGAGAUUUUCAGAAGAGAAUGUAUUCUGCACAGUACAUGACACUAGCUGUGAUUUCAGGAGAGUCUCUUGAUAAUUUGGAAAAGAUGGUCCGAGAAUCAUUUUCUAAAAUAUCCAAUAACUCACAACCAAAGCCAAAUUUUCAAGACUACACAAUCCCUUUUGAUAAAUCAAAAUUUCAUAAAGUAUAUAAAGUGAUACCAGUGAAGGAUGUACAUCAGCUAGAGAUAACUUGGGUUCUACCACCUCAGCAAAAGUAUUACAGAAUCAAGCCAAUGCAUUAUGUAUCCUGGUUAAUGGGACAUGAAGGACCAGGAAGUAUUUUGUCACUACUGAUAAAAAAAUCUUGGGCUGGCAGUUUACUUUGCGGCAAUGGAGAAUCUGGCCAAGAACACAACACUAGUUUUGCUUUUUUCCCAUGUUUGAUUAGUCUUACAGAUGAAGGCAUGGACCACAUUUUUGAGAUUUUAACUAUUGUGUUUCAAUAUCUGGAAUUACUCAGACAGAAAGGACCACAGGAGAGAAUAUACAAGGAACUUCAGACCAUUGAGGAGAAUGAGUUCAGAUUUCGUGAACAGUGUGAGCCCUAUGGCUAUGUCGAGGACCUUGUGGAAAACAUGCAGCUUUAUCCCGAAGAAGAUUAUUUAACGGGAGAUCAACUGAUGUGGGAAUUUAAUGAAGAGGUUAUUCAAAAUGUCCAGAACAUGCUUAUGCCAGAAAGGGCCAAUAUUUUGCUGUUGUCCAAGAGGUUCCAGGAUGAAUGUACUGAUUAUGAGCCUUGGUUCCAGACUCCCUACAUCUGCUCAGAUAUUGAUCCACAGUGGCUUGAAAAAUGGAAAAAUCUGGAUUUGAACCCAGAACUCCAUUUUCCAGAAGAAAAUAAGUUCAUUGCCAAUGAUUUUGAAAUCAAAGAUCCUGACAGACCAGUUGGUGAGUUUCCAGAACUAGUCCAUGACUGCCAUCUCGGGAAGGUCUGGCACUCAAAGGACACAAAAUUCAAAACACCACGAGCCAGGUAUUAUUUUCAUCUUAUGUCGCCACUGGUAAACGCCACUCCUGAGAGCAUGGUUCAAUCCGACCUUUUUCUGAGUGUGUUGGAAUAUAACUUGAAGGAAAUCGCGUAUGCUGCCGAUGUAGCUCAGUUAGGUUAUUCCAUGACGGUCAGCGAAACGGGAAUUAUUCUUAAACUGGAAGGAUUUAACCACAAAUUAGCGCUGUUGUUUAACACGAUCACUGAUCACAUGGCAAAUUUUACUGUCAGUACUCAGACGUUUGAAAUGGUCAAGCGUAAGUUAAUGAGGUCAUACCGUAACUCGAUCAUCAAGCCACAAAAGUUAGUCAGGUCUGUUCGCCUGUCCAUCUUGCAACAUGUCAAAUGGACAACUGUUGACAAGCGGAGCGUCAUUCCUGAUGCCACAGUGGAGACUCUUCGACAUUUUGUUUCCUGUUUUAAAUCAAAGUUGUUUGUGGAGAGCUUGAUUCAAGGAAAUAUCACUUCGCAGGAAGCGAUAUCUUUGCAAGAGCAAUUGUAUAGUAAACUGCAGUUUAUGCCACUCAGCAGUUGCCUUCGUCCCGAGAUUCGAGUGAUCCAGUUACCAGAGGGUGAAUGCAUCUGCCGUGUGAUGGGAUUUAAUAAGGACGAUGAUAACACCGUCGUAACUAACUAUUACCAGUUGUUUGUUUUUACGGGCCCUCCUGUGACACUCUACUACAGACCUUAUCGUUUGGUUGUAUUGCUUUUUUUCCCCAUCCAAUUACAUAAAUCUUUGUUUAUUAUUCAGUCUGGUCCAGCCACCGUGGAAGAAUUCACAAUCAUGGAUCUUUUGCUGAUGAAAAUGGAAGAACCAUGCUUUGAUGUCUUACGCACUCAAGAACAGCUGGGGUACUCUGUGUUUUGUUCUUGUAGAAACACAUUUGGAGUUGUAGGAUUUUCAGUCACUGUUCAAACGCAAGCGGGAAAAUUCAGUGCAGAACAUGUCGAGGGUCGAAUUGACGCAUUUUUAGAUGAAUUUGGUGACACUUUACGUGCUCUUUCAGACGAAGACUUCAAGAAUCAGGUGGACUCGCUUAUUGAACUGAAGGAACACGAGGAUCUUAGUUUGGCAGACGAAGCCGACAGAAACUGGACUGAAGUUUUGGAUCAGACCUACAUCUUCAACAGAAAACGACGAGAGGUGGACAGCUUAAGAAAACUGAGCAAAGAAGAUCUUUAUCAGUGGUUCAUGUCCCACAGGAAAGGUGGUGAUAAAUAUAAGAAGCUAAGUGUUCAGAUCAUUGGGUCAGGGCAGUGCGAGACGCGCGCCUGCGCAGACAUGGCUGUAGACGCGGAUAGUGGCCUGGGUAAUGAUGAUGACUGGCAGAUUCGUCCUGUUCCUGUUGACACUUCCGGUAGCCAGGUCCUUUGCAUUAAGAACAUUUCGGAGUUCAAAAGAACGAGAGCUAUUUUCUCAGUGGUCAAAAUUAAGUGAAGGAAAUACUAGACAAGAGCAGGAACGAUGUAAAAGAGAGAAGACUUGAAGUGGAGAACAGUAGUCUCGUGAGGCGUGACUAGUGGACCAUCUAAUAAACACUGAUUCAAGCAUCGGUUCCCUCCCGGUAACGCAUCUAUACUGAACCUAUCGUGACAGUUAAGGUGGCACGCCAUGUUUCGUUUUGCUAACAAUGCUUUAGGAAAAGAAAUGUAAGCAAAACGCAGCGCUUUAACGUUAUGAGGCGGCCCAAAGAACGCCUUUGAAGGAGACUAGGGCAAGACUGGCGUGUGUAUCUUUUUACCCGCCAGUCGUAUUUCAGUAAAACACAAAAUGUUUUUGGGAGGAAGAAUGUGCAACAACCUCUUAACUAGUAACGUAAUUAUUCUUACCGUGUACGUAAGAGGAUUCUCAGCUAAGAAAAUUUCAUUCUGCCGCGGAAAAACACCCGUGAAUUGCUGAAUAUAGACAUAUAUGAGAUGAAUUAACGUGUUUAUUUAUUUAAUAUACGAUUAAAAUGACUGGAAAAAACUCUA
Messenger RNA from Orbicella faveolata, 6041 nucleotides. RefSeq names its product nardilysin-like. Gene Ontology annotation, biological process: proteolysis. The record is from RefSeq and is a predicted model, not a curated record. Lineage: Eukaryota; Metazoa; Cnidaria; Anthozoa; Scleractinia; Merulinidae. Gene Ontology annotation, molecular function: metalloendopeptidase activity; metal ion binding.